AAGACAUAAUUUAAAUUUAAAAAUAAAAUACCUCAAAUAACUGUGAAGAAAAUGAACUGUGAAAUAGUUUCUUACAUACUCGACGUGCUCAAAAAUUUCAAUGACAAAAGUCUCAUUUUAAAGGGUUUGGUCAAGCUCCGGACAGAUUUGGUCAAAGACCUUGACGGCAUUGUGAUGUUCCAUCAGUGUAGUGGCAUUCCACUGAUGGUGCGAUUCCUAAACAAACCCCACGAGCAGAUUCUGGAAGUUGUUUUGAGCAUUCUGGGGAAUUGCUGCACAAAUGUCGACUGCUGCAAUGAGGCUUUGGACAGUAAAAUUGCCAUACCAUUGGCAACGAUUCUCAAGGGCAUCCCGAAUGCUUUAAUUCAGUACCGAGCUUGUAGGCUUCUCGGAAACCUUGCCAAAGUAGACAGCUCUAAGUUACUCUCCACCAAUUGUCAAGCAAUAGCUUUGGUAGUCUUGCAAAUAAUAGAAGAGAGCGAUGACGUGCAAACACAGAUUAUGUGCUUUAGAGCAUGCCGAUUCCUUGUGGCUGAAGAGAAGUUUUCGAGGCACUUCUUCAAGUGGGAUGGGUUCACUCUGAUCUUGAAGACCCUAGUGGCAGUGAUGAAAAACAAAACAAUUCCCGAGCCGCUGCCAGAGUUGCCACAGAAGGUAGGUGGUCCGAAGACGAACCAACAUCCAGAUUACAUUAUGCCUACGGAAAAGUCGAAUGUUGAUUUGGCCAGUGAAAUUCUUAAGUGUCUGCUCAUCAUCUCCGAGAUCAAUUUGAAUUUUCAAGCUUGGGAGGACGUCAAUAGAACCAAUAGUCUUGCUGCAGUGGUGUUCUUUGCCUCCAAAGAGAAUCCCUAUCGAGCGAUAGCUCUUAAGAUCCUAUCGAAUUUCUCUAAGAAUCCAAGUGCAAUUUACGCCUUGGGUACUGCCGAUGCUAUUGAUUCGGCAUGCGAGCUUCUCAUUUACCGGAAUAUGCCAAAGCCUCUAUCUGAGAGUGAAAUCAGAGACUGCAUGAAUGUGAUUUGUAUGCUGUCAGAAGAUGCUUGCAACCGAUCGAAAAUGCGACGAUCAGGAACCAUCGGUAAACUCUUGGACAACGCAAGAACUUUCAAAUCACACUCAGAGAUUUCAUCGAUACUUUAUGUCCUUAAUAAUUUUCAAUAUGACAACAUUAGCAUGGAUUUGAUGUUACGUGAAAUAUUGAUUGGUAUUUUAAUUACCGAACUUGAAUCUUAUCUGCAUAGUGACGAUAUUUAUCGUAAAAGAAAACGGGAAGAGAAAAAAAACACCUCAAAGAAACGAAAAUUGCCAGAAAUUUCUGCAGAAUUUGUGUGUAAGACCCAAAAACUCGGUGACGAAUCGAAUUACGACAACGAACCACCAUGUAGCUCAUCUCGUUCUAUUGUGUCACCAUCGAGUCCUUGUAGCUUGAAAGAGGUGUCACCCAUAGGAGGUGGUUUUAAAGUAAGCUCAGAAACGGAUUCCGAAUCGGAUACAUAUUCACCCGUGAGUAGCGAUGAUGAAAGCAUCGAUGACGAUGAUAAUAUAAAGACUGAUCCACAUUAUUCUGAUAUAAUGAAACUAUUGGACAUAGCUUGUAAGUCGGAAGUUAAUUUAGAAGAUAACGCACUAGACAAAGAAGACGAUGAAGAUGAAAGCCAAGAUGUGCCACCAUUUAAAUUGCUAAAAGUAGGAAACAGCACAAUAGAUAUAAUUGAGAAUCUUUUAUACCGAGUGACGCUAUUAAAUAAUAAGGGAGCUGAACUGAGCAAGCCAGAGACGCUGUUUACCCUCAUAGAAGCUAUCAAUACCUUCGGACUCAAUAAUUGUUUUUGCGGAUCACUAACGAAUAUUCUGUCGGAAAGUCAGUUCUUCGCUCAAGUUAUCAAACUAGGUGUGGCUAACCAGCUCUUCCAAAUGACAAAAGUCGAUGAACUUAAAACAGGAGGUAUUGGUUUCCUUCAAACUCUCACCAAUGUGGGAGAAACAAAUUAUGCCAAGGGUGAACUGGCUCGUUUGCUACGCUCCGACGACGCCAGCCAAAAACGGGCUUCCAUAGCAGUUGGAUUUAUUAUAAAAAACCAUAGAAUACUCUACCAUCUACUGACCGAGUGCAGUGUGCUCUUUACUCUCAUCAACAUGAUCCUCACUGAAGACAGUGAAUUCACCACUGAAGCUGUUGAGGCUCUCACCGCGAUGAGCCAAUCUACCCUCGAAAUCGCCAUACCUCACAGUGACAAGGAAUUAUUCGAUUAUGAUCAAAUCUUUGACGAUCAGAAUCCAACUGCAGAAUCGUACGACUGUGAUAUGAAAUUCAUCGUGCACCACAACGACGAAGAGUUUUCUGUGAGCUUCAACAAAAAGCUCCUCACAGACGUGAGCGAAGUGUUUAACUGCAUGUUAAAUAGUGACUUCCGAGAAGGCAAUGAGGGCGAAAUUCAUUUGAAAGCCUAUUCUGCCAGUGGUCUGCGAUAUUUCCUCAAUCUCAUCGAGCUUCGUUCCCAAAAUAAGCCACCUAACAUUUCACCUGUAGAAAAGUACAAAUCAGUAAUCGAAGCAUUUGAGCUAUCUCGAGUGUACAUUAUACCCGAGCUAGAGAAGGUCAUAUUUAAUGUUAUGGUUUUUCUAUUGGACGAAACAAAUUGCCAAAGUGUAUUUGAAUGGUCAAUGAAGAACUACCAUGUCGAACUCACCGAAAUUGCCAUAAAUUAUUACUUGUGCUCAAACAUUGACGCGCACAACAAAAUUAAGUUAUUUAGGAAAGCUGGCUUUUCCAUGUACUCGAAAGAAUGGAAUCAAAUGAUAACGGAUGUGGUUCUAGUGCGGUGCAAAGAUACUCCUUAAGCUAUCAUAAAUUAAAUAUUGUAAUAUUCGGCUCGGUCCGAUAAUUAUGACUUAUUCACACUUGUAAA
This is a messenger RNA of Eupeodes corollae, 2906 nucleotides long. RefSeq lists its product as uncharacterized. Gene Ontology annotation, cellular component: cytosol. The record is from RefSeq and is a predicted model, not a curated record. Gene Ontology annotation, molecular function: protein binding. Bases 52 to 2838 code for a protein of 928 amino acids. Gene Ontology annotation, biological process: anatomical structure morphogenesis. The transcript is spliced from 10 exons. Lineage: Eukaryota; Metazoa; Arthropoda; Insecta; Diptera; Syrphidae.